This is a messenger RNA of Rhagoletis pomonella (apple maggot), 1870 nucleotides long. RefSeq lists its product as uncharacterized. Bases 309 to 1493 code for a protein of 394 amino acids. Lineage: Eukaryota; Metazoa; Arthropoda; Insecta; Diptera; Tephritidae. The record is from RefSeq and is a predicted model, not a curated record. The transcript has 6 exons.
CGUGUGUAGUCAGCGUAAUAAUGAAUAGAUAAUUUUUAUAAUUUAAACUGAUAUAUAUACUCUGUUCUACACUUUUAGUGCACUCUUCGAACAGACCUACUACGAUCCACUCUCUGACAAGUUAAAUUUGUGGAUUGUGUAUGAGAACGAUAUGACAAAGUAAAUGCUAAAAGUCAAGAGAAAAACAAGCAACCAAAAACGUAAAGUCCUUCCAAACAGCAAUCAGUUUAUUUUGCAACAGACGUAUUUAGAAAAGUAUUCAUAAAAAAAUCAGAAAUCAGAAAAAAACUUCUUGGAGGCAAACCAAAAUGGUAUUGCGGUCGGGCAUAAUUAUCCCUUUUCAAUUCCGUGACAACAAGAAGCUGCUGAUGAUUGGGGUACCUGAGGAAAACCGUAAUCUGAACAUCUGGGAUUUGAGGAAUGUUGUGAGGGCAGCAUUUGGAAUUUAUAACUUUGAAUUUCGAAACAAGAAGAUUGGAUUCAAUAUUCCCGAUGAGUUGCUAUUGCACUAUUUAGCUCAACGUCAUGAUCUUACCAAUUUCGUUAUAGAAAUUGGUCAAGCUAAUCUAUGUGAGGUUUCACAAAAUAACGGAAUGAUGCAUUCGCCUUCAGCGGAAAGCUUUAUGGCGUCUGACGGUACCAUACGUUUACACGAAAAUGAUCACAUCCUGAACGUCAACAGACAAGAAUGUGGAGAUCUGUUUGAUAACAAACAACUCAAGUAUCCGAAAGUCAUAAAAGUUUGCGAUGCGCAAAACAUUUUGUCUAAUGAUUAUGAAACACUAAAGAAGGAUCGUGCUUACCAAGAGUACUCAGAACAAGUAUCAAGAUCUGAAUUGCAAUCAAUUACUGAUGAGCGUACAGAUCCCAAAACAGACCAGAGUGCGUGCGAAUUCGAACGACAGUAUGAGAUGAAAGUUGACGAUAACCAGGAUGAGCAGAGCCACAACCCGCAGAUAUUUUGCCCACGGCCACCAUUUAAAUUUAGAGACGGGACUGAACGUUUACAACACGAAUAUGCUCUACAACAACACCAACAACAACAACAUUUCGAGGCCCUGAUGCAAGAGAAUAAUACUGGAAAUAGCUUUAGACAACGUAAGGAGCGGAUGUCGAAAAAGCAAAAAGAAAUAUAUGUCAAUUUUAUGGAACAGAAUCCCGCUAUAAACGAACAUCGGCGGAGCGACCCCAUAUUAGAUCAAUAUUGGGUAAAGUUAGCUGAUAUUCUAAACUCAGUGCCACAAGGUGCUGUAAAGCACGUAGCGGAGUGGAAACAGACUUUCGAUAACUGGCGGUACCGGGUGUUCUUGUAUGCUCGCUAUAACUCAAAAAUCACAGGCGCGGACGCAUUGAAUCCAAAAAGCUUUAAGCCUCUAACGCAAACGGAUAAACGGGCAUACCACUUUUGGAUAAGAAACCCCGAUACAGCUCCACCUGACUUAGAAAAAAUGCGAAAUGUAUUUGUAAAUCUAGAGGAAACUCAACAAGAAUAGGUGUAGUCCUCUUUCUCCCGUGACCGACUAAAGAGUAGGAACGAUAGUAAAAUUGAGAAUCCUAUGUAUUUAUGUACUACCUAAGGCUAUUAAAUUUUUGUCAUACAAAUAUAAUAAGAAAUAAUUUAACUAAAAUGUUGACUUUAUUUUUAAGAAAGUAAAAGUUUAAUUUCCGACCAUCAAUGAACACUUUAUGUCACAAAUAGAUAUAGAUUUGGUAAUGGAGCACGUAAAGACCUGCAAUAUACAGGCAGGGUGGGGCCACCAAACUUUGCGCGAAGGUCAAAUUUCUAUUAAACCCAUCAAGUGAGGGUUAAUUCGCGUUCUGCGUUAAUUUUAUUAAUGCCCUGGAUCAUUUUAAUAAAAAAAUUUACAAG